This is a messenger RNA of Xenia sp. Carnegie-2017, 936 nucleotides long. RefSeq lists its product as uncharacterized. NCBI's taxonomy places the organism in Eukaryota, Metazoa, Cnidaria, Anthozoa, Malacalcyonacea, Xeniidae. Bases 28 to 348 code for a protein of 106 amino acids. The record is from RefSeq and is a predicted model, not a curated record. The transcript is spliced from 5 exons.
GGGGUGACCAGUAUUACGUUGGAUUAAAUGGCGUCGAGAUAUUCAAUAGCUCUGAUCACAGCCAAACCAUGUGAUAUCAAGGUUCUUCAAGAAUACAACACAGACCCAAGGGUUGUAUCAAAUCUUAUUGAUGGAGUUUAUUUCACAAGGCUGCACAAAGUGAAAAGUCAUCAAACUGUGAUUCAGAUAACCAAGAAGAGAGUUCUUAUCAAAUUUAAUAUCCAAAAAAUGAUGGGACCAGUAGGUUACCCAGAAAUUAUUUACAGAAGUAGUAUUAAAGAUUUACACGGGCCAGAAGAGUUGUUGAAAAUGCAUUUGGCAUUGCUGCCUCAAGAUUUCGAAUAUUGAGAAGGGAAAUUAUUGCCAAACCUAUGAAAGUUGAGAGGAUUACCAUGGCUGUAGUUGCACUUCAUAAUUUCCUGAUAAAGUCGGAGGCAAAACAACCAGCAUGUUCUAGACAUUAUUUACCCCAUGGUUUUGUGGACAGUGAGGACAGAAAUGGAAAAAUUUUAUUGGGCUCAUGGAGAGCCUCUGUGGAGAAUGCACAAGGCUUAAAGUCAAUUGGGAGACAAGGCUCAAAUUUUUAUAAGAAAGAUGCCUCGGAAGUACGAGAUCAAUUUAAAGAGUAUUUCAUAAAACCAGAGGGUGAAGUUCCAUGGCAGCAAAAUCAUAUAUCUUUUAAUGGGAACCUUGAAUGACUAUGAUUUAUUCUUUCAACAUUCUUUUCCUUAUUGCAUGGGUAUUUUUCAUUCUUACAAGUUUAACUAUUGCUAAUGUAAACUCAGUUUUUUUUUUUAAGGCAAGUGACAUUUUAAGUAAAUUUUAUUAAAUUAGAUGUAGUUUAUGUUAAUAUAGUUUGGAAAAAAACCUUGUCUUGUUUCUUAAAACCAAAGCUGAAAGCAAAUAUAUAGAAUAUAACAUGUACAAACAGUAAAA